Messenger RNA from Chelmon rostratus (copperband butterflyfish), 850 nucleotides. RefSeq names its product cysteine-rich protein 2-like (gene crip2l). The transcript has 8 exons. The record is from RefSeq and is a predicted model, not a curated record. Lineage: Eukaryota; Metazoa; Chordata; Actinopteri; Chaetodontiformes; Chaetodontidae. Bases 1 to 615 code for a protein of 204 amino acids.
AUGGCGUCAAAAUGUCCCAAAUGCGACAAGACGGUGUAUUUCGCGGAGAAGGUGUCGUCUUUGGGGAAGGACUGGCACAAGUUCUGUCUGAAAUGUGAGCGCUGCAACAAGACGUUGAACCCUGGAGGCCACGCUGAGCAUGAUGGGAAGCCUUACUGCCACAAACCCUGCUACGCCGCCCUCUUUGGACCAAAAGGCGUGAACAUCGGCGGAGCUGGUUCCUACGUGUACGACAAUCCUGUUAACGAAGCCCCCGCUGCCGUUUCCAUGGAAACAGAUGGAAAACCAGAGGAGGAGAAAAAAGCCCCCGCACGGGGACCCGUGAAGGCUGCAAGCUUCUCGUCUUUCUCUGGAGGACCCAACAUCUGCCCCAGGUGCAACAAGACCGUAUAUUUCGCUGAGAAGGUGUCCUCUCUCGGGAAGAACUGGCACCGGCCCUGUCUGCGCUGUGAGAGAUGCAGUAAGACUCUGGCUCCUGGCAGCCACGCCGAGCAUGAUGGACAGCCAUACUGCCACAAACCGUGCUACGCUGUGCUGUUUGGGCCCAAAGGCGUGAACACCGGAGGUGUCGGCAGCUACAUCUACGACGACCCUGAGGCCGAGGCACGGCCCUGAGCCCCGACGCUGCCUCCACCGCCCAGACAAAGCACCGCCUCCAGGACCCUCGAUGUGUCUGUGAUUUGCCUUCUACAGUCAUGCUGAUAAACAAAAUGUACUGCACUCACGGGGACGGAUAUUUAGACCUUUAUGUUGUAUUUGUAUAUUGUUUAUAUAUCUAUUUUUUGUACUGAAACAAACCUUUAACAUGUCCCCCCGUGCGAGUUUCAGAUUUGCCUUUAAGUUUCUUGGU